Molecule: messenger RNA, 1906 nt
Organism: Periconia digitata
Lineage: Eukaryota; Fungi; Ascomycota; Dothideomycetes; Pleosporales; Periconiaceae
Source: the annotation of a GenBank genome assembly
CGAAAGAACACACGAUUGCAAGUUUGAAGUCGUUUCAGCGGCUUAUAGUCACUCAACAGUCACAAUCAUGUCCCCUUCGCCAGCGACCGCGACAGCAGGACAGCGCGAGAAUGGUGGGAAAAACAGGUUUGCGCAUCUGCCUUUGUCGACAUCGGGAGCUCAGGAAACUACGUUGACGGGCAACGCACUCCUCCGCACGCCUUACUUCAACAAAGGCUCGGCCUUCACAAAAGCAGAACGCGACACUUUUGAGCUGCACGGUCUGCUUCCAGCCAAUGUACAGACACUUGAAGAGCAGGUCAAGCGCGCGUAUGCGCAGUACUCCUCGCGCUCUGACGACCUGGCCAAAAACACAUUCAUGACGAGCAUGAAGGAGCAGAACGAUGUGCUGUAUUACCGACUUAUUCUCGACCACUUGAAGGAAAUGUUCUCCAUCAUCUACACGCCGACCGAAGGUGACGCUAUUGCGAAUUACUCGCGGCUGUUCCGAAGGCCAGAGGGAUGCUAUCUCAACAUCGAAGACGCAGAUCGCGUUGAACACGAUAUCGGUCAAUUUGGAGGCCCGGACAACGUCGAUGUGAUUGUUGUCAGUGAUGGGGAGCAGAUCUUGGGUAUUGGCGAUCAAGGUGUCGGUGCUAUCCUCAUUAGCGUGGCGAAGCUUGUCAUCUAUACGUUGUGUGCGGGUAUUCAUCCUUCGAGAACGCUUCCAGUGGUGCUUGACUGUGGAACGGAUAACGAGGGUCUGCUCAACGACGAGCUCUAUCUCGGUCUACGCCAAAAGCGCGCAAGAGGAGAGAAGUACGACAACUUCGUGGACACAUUUAUCCAGGCGUGUAGGAAGCGAUACCCCAGGGCCUAUAUCCAUUUCGAGGAUUUUGGACUCAAUAAUGCACGCCGGAUCCUCGAUAGGUAUACGCCAGAUAUAGCGUGUUUCAACGAUGAUGUUCAGGGGACUGGGGCUGUCACGCUUGCUGCUAUCAUGACGGCGUUUCAAGUAUCGGGCGUGAAAUGGGCUGAUGCGCGCUUCGUCAUGUUCGGAAGUGGAACUGCUGGCACUGGGAUAGCGGACCAGAUCAAGGACGCGAUAGUGCAGGAAACUGGAAAGUCUGCGGAGGAAGCGGGUGCACAGAUUUGGUGUGUGGAUAAACCUGGGCUAUUGUUGAAAUCUAAGAAAGACCAACUUACUCCAGCACAAAUUGCUUAUGCACGAGAGGACGGAGAAUGGAAAAGCAAACCGCAUGACGACCUACUAUCAGUAGUCAAAGAAGUCAAGCCGCAUGUCUUGAUCGGUACAUCUACUGUUGCUGGCUCGUUCACGGAGGAGAUUGUGAGAGAAAUGGCCAAGCAUGUUGAGCGGCCAGUUAUUUUCCCCCUGUCUAACCCGACACGCUUGCACGAAGCAAAGCCUCAGGAUCUAUUUGACUGGACAGACGGAAAGGUCCUCGUGGCUACUGGCUCGCCAUUCCCACCAGUCAAGUAUGGAGGCAGCGAGUUUGAGAUUUCCGAAUGCAACAACUCGACGACAUUCCCUGGGAUCGGCCUCGGAGCUGUACUAUCCCGCACAAAGCUACUACCGCCAUCUCUCAUCGUCGCCGCUGUCCGCGCAUUGGCUGCUGCUGCGCCGAUUCUCAACGGGAAGGGAUCUGGGCUGUUACCAGACGUGACAGAUGUCCGCGAGAUCAGUGUCAAGAUUGCUAGCAACGUCAUCCAACAAGCGAUCAAAGAGAAGCUCGCACAGGAGAAAGGAAUACCGGAAGAGGAAGACGAGCUGGAAGAGUGGAUUAGGGAGCAGAUGUGGAAUGCAGAAUACAGGCCAUUGAAGUUGAUUCGAGAGAAUGAGGCUUCGAGGUUCGCGAAGGGAGAGGCUGGACCGGGGAGCCAUGGCCGAGGUGGGAAGGAUGCUUGA